Molecule: messenger RNA, 1058 nt
Organism: Sphaerulina musiva SO2202
Lineage: Eukaryota; Fungi; Ascomycota; Dothideomycetes; Mycosphaerellales; Mycosphaerellaceae
Product: F-actin capping protein, beta subunit
Exons: 2
Coding region: 27-860 (277 amino acids)
Biological process (GO): actin cytoskeleton organization; cell morphogenesis; barbed-end actin filament capping
Cellular component (GO): cytoplasm; actin cortical patch; F-actin capping protein complex
Molecular function (GO): actin filament binding
Source: RefSeq, a predicted model, not a curated record
CACCACCACAACAACGAACGCUCAGAAUGGCGACAACAGACCCCUUUGAUGCAGCACUAGACCUUCUUCGCCGACUCCCGCCUUCUUCCACGCAAAAGAAUCUCAAUGGCAUCAUCUCCCUCCAGCCUUCCCUAGAGGAGGACUUGCUGUCUUCUGUCGAUGUCGCCCUCACGUCGAAGCGCUGUACCAAGUCAGGGCGCGACUACCUCUGCUGCGACUACAACCGUGAUGGAGACUCAUACCGUUCGCCUUGGAGCAAUGAGUUCGAGCCGCCCAUAUCGGAGGAUGAUGCUGCCGAUCUAGUGCCUUCUGGCCGCGUUCGCAGAAUGGAGGAGACGCUCAACCAGGGCGUUGACGUGUACCGUGAGCUGUACUAUGAAGGCGGCAUCAGCAGCGCAUACUUGUGGGCCUUGGAUGACGGCUUUGCGGGCGUUGUGCUGUUCAAGAAGAGCGCGAGCGGAACAGGAAAGGGUGGGUGGGACAGCAUCCACGUUCUGGAGGUGAAUGAAGCGGCGAAUAAGAGGAGCGCGCACUAUAAGCUCACUUCAACUGUCAUCCUGGAGCUGGGAUUACAGUCGAGCACCGUGGACAAUCUUGAGCUCGCAGGCAACUUGACAAGACAGACGCAGCAGGACUCGCCACUGCAAGGACUACGAGAUGCGGAAAUAGAGCAGAGCCACGUGGUGAACAUUGGACGUAUGGUCGAGGACAUGGAGACGCGAAUGCGGAACCUGCUACAAGAAGUGUACUUUGGCAAAGCAAAGGAUGUCAUCGGCGAUUUGAGGAGCAUACAGCCGCUGAGUGAAGCUGAGCGAGAUCGUGCAGCACAUCGCGAGGUUAUCGACAAAAUGGGGCGUUGAGCGCAUGCACGUGGAUGAGGGACAGCAUGAAUUGAAUUGGCUGGCAGCAUCGGCUGCCUCUAACAUGUCCAGGUCUACAGAUGGCUUCGGUCAUGUGGCCAUCAUGAAGCAUGAGUUGAAGAACAGGUAUGAAAAGCAUGAACAGAUCUCUCUCAUGACUCCUAUCAGACGAUACUGAUAAUGAACAUUUGAUCACGA